UUAGAUGAAUUUGGCACUUUGAUCAGAGUGUGGGUAAGCCUCAUUUAAUGGGCAGUACAAUACAAGGGCGCUACUGAACACGGGUUUGUCAAGGUUUGUUGUCAUCUUCUCUAAGGCCAAGCUCCUAAGAUUCUUCAUUUUUUCCGAGCAAAACUGUCAUCCAUUUCCUGUGGAUUUCAUUUCAGCCCCCACCCCCCUUUUCUCUCUCUUCUGGCAAUUUUUGCUGUCGCAGCACCGGCAUUCACAAUCCUCUUCAAGGCGACUUUUGUAACAGCGAAGCUCUCGAGGUGUUCGAUGUAAAUUUCCCUUUCAUUCAUAACUUUCUGGUUUCAUUUCGUGAAGGAAUUUUCAGGAAAAGGGAGUGUUUUGCCUAAAGCAGAAAGCGAAAUUUCACAGUAGAUAGUGCUGGUAUCUUUCAUUUCAUCUUUCUAUCUGCUUUCACUUCGAAAAGAAGGGCAAGAUGGCGAAAGGAAACAAGGUGCGUUCUUUUGCGAGCGAGAAAUGCUACAGAGCGAAAUGGAGGAGUUCGUAAACUUGGGACUCAGAUUGAAGUUUCACUGAAAAAAGAAGAAGAAGGAAGCUUUAGGGAUAUAAUAUGCCAACAGUCUGGUUCUCUCUCAAGAGGUCUCUACACUGCAAAUCAGAGCCAUCAGAAGUUCAUGACCCGAAAUCCAGAAAGCACUUGAGCACAAUCUUGACGAAAAGGGCUGGUAGGUCUGGGUGUUCGAGGAGUAUAGCAAAUCUCAAAGAUGUGAUCCAUGGGAGCAAAAGGCAUCUCGAGAAGCCACCGAGUUGCAGUCCGAGAUCCAUUGGGAGCAGCGAGUUCCUCAACCCAAUUACCCACGAAGUGAUUUUAAGCAACUCUAGGUGUGAGCUUAAAAUCACUGGUUUUGGAGGAUUUCAAGAUGGCGUUGGCGGCGGAGCUAACGGCGGUGGAGGUGGAGGUGGCGGUAAUAAUGGCAGCGGCGGCUCUACCUUUGUGGGUACUUUAAGGCCUGGGACUCCGGGACCCGGAGGUCACCCUACAAUGCACUACUUUAAUCCUUCUUUUAGGACACCAUCGACUCCUCCAAGGAAAUCUCCAAGUCCUUUUCUUUUAUCAGAUAAAGAAGGGUCAGCUUUGCAUGGUGGUGGUGGGCUUCAUUCUAGCAAUAGGAUGUCUCUUGAGACUGAUUCUAAUGGCUGUUCCACUAUCACUUGUCACAAAUGUGGAGAGCAAUUUACCAAAUGGGAAGCUGCUGAAACUCAUCAUCUCUCCAAGCAUGCUGUUACUGAGCUUGUGGAAGGCGAUUCGUCGAGGAAGAUAGUGGAGAUAAUAUGCAGGACGAGCUGGUUAAAGUCUGAGAACCACUGUGGUCGAAUAGAGAGAGUGUUGAAGGUCCAUAACAUGCAAAAGACACUGGCUCGAUUCGAAGAGUACAGAGAGAUAGUGAAGAUCAAAGCUAGCAAACUCCCGAAGAAACAUCCUCGGUGUCUUGCCGACGGGAAUGAACUUCUAAGGUUCUAUGGCACCACCGUGUGCUGCAAUCUUGGUCUCAAUGGCUCUUCCAGCCUCUGCCUCUCAGAAAAAUGCAGUGUCUGUCGAAUUAUCAGAAAUGGGUUUUCUGCAAAGAAGGAGCUCAAGGGUGGAAUAGGCGUUUUCACAACUUCCACGAGUGGAAGAGCAUUUGAAUCUAUUGAGAUCCUUGACGAUGACAUCUCAAUCAGAAAAGCACUCAUAGUUUGCAGAGUAAUAGCUGGCAGGGUUCAUAGGCCUCUCGAGAACAUUCAGGAAAUGGCAGGGCAAACAGGGUUUGAUUCAUUGGCCGGUAAAGUUGGUCUUUAUUCAAACAUAGAGGAGCUCUAUUUGCUCAAUCCUCGAGCUCUUCUUCCUUGCUUUGUCGUAAUAUGCAAACCCUGAAGCCAUAGAAAUCCAGUUGAAAAAGGAGUACACAUUAAUUACACCCAGUUUUAAUGAAAAUCCCCUGUUUUGGCCUUUUCAUGGAGGUUCUAUGCUCUUCAUCUUUUGGAAAGAUUAGAUUUUUCUCGUUCAUGUCACUUGUCGUCUUCUUGUUUAUUGUAUGAACUUCUUAUUCAUACCCCUGUAACAUUUUAAAUGGUGCUGAUUUUUUCACCUACACAAGCUAGUUGGUAAAAAGGUAGAAAUUGUACCAAGGUAA
Molecule: messenger RNA, 2159 nt
Organism: Prosopis cineraria
Lineage: Eukaryota; Viridiplantae; Streptophyta; Magnoliopsida; Fabales; Fabaceae
Exons: 2
Coding region: 596-1900 (434 amino acids)
Source: RefSeq, a predicted model, not a curated record